This is a messenger RNA of Lindgomyces ingoldianus, 660 nucleotides long. RefSeq names its product zf-U1-domain-containing protein. Gene Ontology annotation, cellular component: nucleus; U1 snRNP. Gene Ontology annotation, molecular function: pre-mRNA 5'-splice site binding; zinc ion binding. The record is from RefSeq and is a predicted model, not a curated record. Bases 1 to 660 code for a protein of 219 amino acids. Gene Ontology annotation, biological process: mRNA 5'-splice site recognition; spliceosomal snRNP assembly; mRNA splicing, via spliceosome. Lineage: Eukaryota; Fungi; Ascomycota; Dothideomycetes; Pleosporales; Lindgomycetaceae. The transcript has 3 exons.
AUGGCUACGGAGAAAGAAAACUCCGAUGCCGUUGCCUUGUCUAAAAGCGAUUACUGCGAUGUUUAUCUUACCCACGAUUCGAUGAGCGUUCGAAAGGCGCACAAUAGUGGACGAAAUCAUCUGCGUAAUGUCCAGCAAUACUACGAGCAGAUCUCUAGCGAGCAGGCACAACAAGUCAUCGAUUCUAUAACCGCAUCGUACGCCGCCGAAGGCCAACAGAAUCCACUCAGCCAGCCCAUACACCCGAUGGGCGGCCCGGGACCAAUGCCUUUCGGCGCGUUCCCUCCCCCGGGGAUGCCAGGCAUGCCACCUCCGAUGGGUAUGCCUGGUAUGCCUGGUAUGCCACCACCCCAAUUCAUGCCUCCGGGAGGACGAGGCAUGCCGCCAUUUCCACCGCCUAAUAUGCCAGGAGGUCCAGGAGGCCCCGGUGGUAUGCCACCAAACAUGCCGCCAAGCAUGCCCCCAUUCCCACCACAAGGCAUGCCAGGGGGACCGGGAGGUCCAGGAGGACCGGGUGGCAUGCCGCCGUUCCCUUUCCAAGGGCCACCGCACGCUGGAUCUCCCCCGGGUGGGUUGCCUUUCCCGCCACCACAAGGAAUGCCGCGCCCAGGUGGUUUCCCGUAUCCUGGAUCUAGUGUCCCUGGUCCCGAACGAUAUUGA